AUUGAACAGAAUUUAUCGAUUCACAAAACCACGUAGCCCAUCAGUCUUCCUUAAGGAAAUUUUUGAAUGAGUUUCAAUGGCCCGAAGGCCAUCUCAACAUCUAAUAUGCCCAAAGGAAAGCGUACGCAGGAGACGAAGGACUUGGAGGACCAGUUGCGCAGCAUGAUCCUGGGCAAUGUGCGCAUAAACUCUGAAAACACUCCACAAGGACGGCCAGCCCGUGGAAGAGGACGUGAUUCUCAUGUUGCCUUGAGUAUGCAGCAUACGACCAGCAAUAUUUCUCCGGGGCCUUCAUUCAUCGAAGGUGGCAGCCAACCAUCACCUAGUUACAACAGGAAUGGUCAUUCGUCCGGCCCUCAGGAUGGCGAGUACUCGCUGCAGAAUCCGCAUGGGAAUCACCGAAAUCAAGGCAGCGGUAACUUUCAAGGACUUCGAAGUCGAGGACAGCAUUACUCUCAUCCUAGUCCCCGUGAUCGAGGGUCGACUGGUGGAACGGUACACCCAAACCUGUAUGAUCCAUCACAGUCCCCACAGAACCAAAGGUCACCAAGACGUACGCAAUCUCAAUCGCUUUCCUCUCCUGGAGCUGGCCCUGGUGGGCACCGAAACGCUGUCCCAACAAUUGCUGCGUUUAUUGCUCAAUGUGAGCUUCUUGAUAUUCUCGCGGCUGAAGAAAUUCCUAAGAUUGAAAUGUCACAAGCAGAAUUUCUCCAAAAGGAAGCCUUUCGUGCAAGGCUAGAGGAUAUUUGCAGAGAGGAAAUUCAGAAAGAGUAUCCUGAUUUGACAACUGUGCCAAAUCUACGAGCGUAUGGAAGUAUUGUUUCAGGUUUUGCCACUAAGGGUUCUGAUGUUGAUCUUACUAUCGUGUGGUCUGGUCCAUCGCGUGAUGAUCCUGAGUUCAAAGCUAAGCUACCACGUGUCGUAGAGUUAGCUAUUUUGAAGGCAGGACACGGUGCUCGGCUUUUAAGCAGAACAAGAGUGCCCAUCAUCAAAGUCUGCGAGCAGCCUACGGAGGAUUUGUAUGCAGCUUUAACUGAAGAGCGUCAGAGAUGGGAAGAGCUGCCCGAAGAGGAGAAAUAUCCAGAACUAACUCCGCCGCCGGAAUCGCCCGUCGAAAGGGAUAACAGCUCCAAAUUUGCACUGAAUGAGGACGACGCAGUGCCGGAGGCGCGGGUUCCGCUUGAUGUUGACCAUCACGUAUCUCGCGGGGGAAGGAAAAUGGAAGUUACGAAACGAAUUACGAUGAAUGACGACCCUGUAGGCUUCUUGCUACAGCUGAAAACCAAACGACGCACAGAAGACGAGGAUCUAACACGAUACUGCACACAAUUUAUCAACGCCAGGAGAUUUUCACUACAAGCCUCGGAUAUAGAUGAUCAAACCUACGCAGAAUGGUUUCUCGAAGGCCUCCCUACGUCGGUCGUGAAAUCGAUCGUCGACAAUCGCUCGGUUCAAUUAAAGUCAGAUGCUUCAUUCACCGAUCACACUCUGUUCGAGCAAUACUACGAAGUAGCCCAACCAAUCAUAGCAAGCCUCAAUACUGCUAGGGGGAAGAAGGAGAGACCGUGGCUUCGUGAAAAGGCGUUGGGUAAGCUUGACUUUCCCAAAAGCGGUGUGGGAAUCCAGUGCGACAUCAACUUUUCAAACCCACUUGGCAUGCAUAACACUGAGCUGCUGCGCUUAUAUUCUCUAUGUGACUCUCGCGUACGGCCUUUUGUUCUUUUCGUUAAAGCCUGGACAAAGCGACGAAAGAUAAACAGUGCAUAUAAUGGAACUCUCUCAUCUUAUGGAUAUGUCCUUAUGGUCCUUCAUUUCCUCAUCAACAUCGCACAACCUCCUGUUCUUCCGAACUUACAGCUCGUAUUUGGCGCAGGCGAGCGGGAGGUUCUCGUUGAAGGGGGUUACAACAUAAGUUUCUAUCGAGACGAAGCCGCAAUCCGUCAAAUGGCUGCCACGCACCAAUGGACGCAGAACACUGAACCUCUUGGCGUCUUACUACGGAACUUCUUCCACUACUAUGCAGCACAGGGUUCGCACGUCAUAGGGACAGGCUUUAAUUGGAUGCGCGAUGUCAUAUCCAUACGCACCCCUCGUGGUAUAAUGUCGAAAGAAUGGAAGGGCUGGACUGGCGCAAAAACAGUUCAUAUGGACGGGGGUCGGGAGGUGCGGCAGAGAUACCUGCUUGCGAUCGAGGAUCCGUUUGAAAUCGAUCAUAAUGUAGGCAGACCUGUCACACACAAUGGAAUUGUGACGAUUCGUGAUGAGUUUCGAAGGGCCUGGCGGAUACUAAGCGCAGUGGGGCGAGGGGUGGAGGCGGAGGGGGGGUUAUUUGACAACAUCAUUGAACAAGAGGAGGACAAGAGGCAGAAGGUAGAGGAAGAACAUCGUACCAUCACGGCUUCCACUUGAGGAAGUGACAAAGUGAGGGCAAGAGAGAAACAAAAAAUUCAUGGCAUUGGGAUGGUUACACACGAGUAAUGAAAGUAGCUUAUGUAACGAGUUGGGCACUUGGUACACAGUUGUACAUUAAUGGAGUCAUACCUGACCGAACGCCGACAAGACCAAAGACAUUAUGACAUAGGCUUUGAUGAUUAGGUCAAGAAAAACCUUCGCAGCGGCACUCCUCGCUCGCGCAGAGCUUCUGCGGACAUUCUUGGGUCAGAAUGAACAUACCGAUC
Verruconis gallopava is the source of this 2678-nucleotide messenger RNA. RefSeq lists its product as uncharacterized. Lineage: Eukaryota; Fungi; Ascomycota; Dothideomycetes; Venturiales; Sympoventuriaceae. The transcript has a single exon. Gene Ontology annotation, molecular function: RNA uridylyltransferase activity. Gene Ontology annotation, biological process: RNA 3'-end processing. The record is from RefSeq and is a predicted model, not a curated record. Bases 67 to 2409 code for a protein of 780 amino acids.